GAGCGGCCCUAUAAAAGCCGUGUGCAGAGCAGAGCAGUCGGCGUUGCAGUCGACAGAGGUAACAAUCGGGAACGCAUUUACGAAUCGGGUAGGAUUUUUGGGAAGCUAGGAAAAUAAGAAAAUGUAUAAGGAUUGGUAAUUAUAAGUAAUUUGACGCGUCUUGUUCUCAUAAUAGGUAUUUUCGAAAUUUGUAAAUAUCAGUGUUGGAUUUCUAGGGUUGUCGCCGCAUUUCAAAGAAACUCUCGCUCGCAUCAUUCUCGUUUCAACGCUCAAAUGAAAUGGAUGUGUUAUUUGUUACUCUGAUCCUGCUUAAAGUGAAAAACUAAAAUGAACCAAUCCGAAAACCGCCAAUUUCUCAUAAAAAGAAAAUGUGAUUUAAACGAAAACUGAGUUUUUCGGUUGAAAACAGAAUCGAUCGGCUGAGAUUCUCGGAAAACACACAGACUUGCUGAGAAACGUUCAAAGAUUUAUUAACGCGUGUUUUUGUGUUAUUUUGCGGCUUUGGAUCUCCGGAUGAGUGCCGUUUUUUAUUCAAAUUGCCCGUUGAUUACAAGCCGAGCUCACUCACACUCGCACACAUACACACUGACACGCUGACUUUACCGAUAAAUGAGUGGAGCAGCGGAUGCACGCAGCAUUUACAGUUGCCCGCAAAGCUCCAAUGUGCCGUCUAAUUAGAAAUGAUUUAAUUUCAAUAGCUAUUUAAUAAAACGAAUUUACGAAACGAAACGCGAAAAAUGAAAAACGAAACGACGACGCCGAGUUGAGUGCCCCUCUUGUGUUUGUAUGUAUGUAUGUACGUAUGCAUGUGUUUGUGUAAUUCGCCAUACUUCUUCAAUUCAAAGAACAGACAGAAGAAGAACACAACAAGGCAAGACAUACUUGAGAAAAAAAAAAAAAUGUAAAAAAUAAAAUAAAAGCAGCAACAACAACUAUUCCUAUCAACUGCGCGAUCGUUCUCUUUUCUCUCCCUCUCUCACUCUCUCUCUCUCUUUCUCCGCUUCUCAGCGCUCUGUUGCUGUGCGCGUGUGUAAGCUCUUCUUGCGAGUGUAUAGGUAUGUAUGUGUACAUAAGCAAGAGAAACAACAAAAAAAAAUAUGUCUAUAUAUACUACGCUCAAUUUUCCCUAUAUUUUGCGCCUGCCAAUAAGCGGUUCUUUGGCGGAGUUGCCACACUGGGUUGCGGGAUCGUGGAAUUUUUAAUUGGAAUUGGAACUGAACCGAACCGCGCUCUCGUUAGAAAAAGUUAACCCAUGUACGUAUUUAUGUGUUUAGUGUGUAGCAGAAGUAGCGGCAGCAGCAGCACAGGCCUGAUAAGACAGAGAAAGCAGAGACGCCGCUUAUCAACACGAAAACCGAACAAAAUGGGUCGGCUGUGGUUGCUGCGGCGGCCACAUUGUCGUGUAUUGUUGUUUUCUUGUUUCCCCCCCCGUUUUUGCACUAUCGCUUAAUAAUUGAAAUUAAAAAAGGCGGCUGGGGGAAAAAAACGCCUGAAUUACAGUGAGUGGCGGCGGCGAUACUAAUACUACUACUACUACUGUUUUUAGUGGGUGAGGGUCCAGUGUUUCACAUUGAUUUCUGUAUUUGUGACUAGAUCCACACUCAUUAAUAACGGUAGUUCAAUCAGCAAGGCCCACGUGCUGCCUAUACGAUAUCUGGGGAAAUAAUAUAUUUUCCCUUUAAAAUUCCCCUCCCCUUGAUUGCAUUUCCCUAUUAAGGGCCCAAAAACAGGUGGUAGUGGUUGACUUUGGAAGGGGUGGGGGGUGUGUACAAAAAAAAGGUAAAGAAACAAGGUAAUUAGUCAACGUCUCUCACGCACACAUCGUCACUGAGACAGAACGCUCCAAAGAGCACCUGUUCGAGUGCCCGAAACCGAAAGAGAUGGCGGAAGAGGAAGAGGAGGGAGGAUAAUGGAAGAGUGACAGCGGAAGAUCGACUUGAGUUAGUGAUGGCAGUCCACGAAAUUGGAAUUAAAAUUAAUGCUAAUGUGGAUCAUUUUUUGGUGUGUGUUUUCGGGCCAAGAACAACGGUAGAACAACAAAUUCUAAAUUAAUUACGGCUAAGGGAAAUUGUUGGAAUAACAAAAGGCGAAAAAAAAGGUUAAAAGUUCAUCCAGAAGUGGCUGAGACAGAGCAGUCUCUUUGUACAGUUUCGGAUGAAAUAUUAGUACUAGUAGUGAAAUAAUAGUGUUCAUUGAAAAGUUAAAAUAAAAAUGAGUAAAGUAAACAGUAUUCUUUAAUAAUUAUUUUAAAUUCCUCAUCCAUAACCUAUAUUUUAUAUUUUUUUCUUGGAAUUCUUGGAAGAUAUCAUCGCAUAGUUCGGAUUAAUAGUAAUAUACUCCCUCGCCUUGACAAACAAAUAAUAAUUUCCGCCGAAUCAUGUCGUUUCUCUGUAUGUGAUAUAUAUCAGAUUUUUUUUUGUCAAUUUUGUUUUUGGUUUUUUGUCUUUUUUUUUUAUUCCGGAUCAGCAGAAAUUCAAACUGCAACGACGCCACAAUUCUUAAACAAUUCUCAAAGACGAUUCUUCUGCCGUCGAGUGUCUAGGGGGGCCGCCGAUGACAAUAUUAUUGUAUAAAUCAGCAGAAAAACAGCCAAGCAAAAAAUAAUAAACCUUAAUUCGAUGCCCCAGAGCUUGAUUCAUUCAUAUUGCAGAAGAGGAGGUAGUGCUGGGGAUAGGGAGUGGGUGGGAGGGCCACCCAAUUGAGUUAUAUGUGAACCGAUCAAAUGAACGAUCGAAAUUGUUGCCAGGCACAAGACGAGAGCAAUGACAUGAACUGGAGCUCCAUAAGGAGGAGGACCAACUUGAAGCCGAAGCCUCCAAACCACAAGUCGUGCUCUGGCAAUGAGUGGAAAAGGAUUUGGGGUCUUUUUCUGACUCUAUUUUGUCGGCGAACAUGGAUCUAGUGCACGGUGUUUCAUGAUUAAGUUCGUGACUAGAUUUCAUGCUCGUCUAUUAAGUUGGGUCAGCACACCAAAGAGUCGGAUAGUGGAGAGUCAACUAACUCCCAUCCCUGCCCCAAAAGAAAAAACUCCUUCCACUCCGACCCGACUGAAGUGGCCAAUUAGCAGACGCAUUAAUUAUGGGAAAAAAAAUAUAUAUUUGGUUUGGUUUUUGGACCUCUUGCCUGAUUGACCCGUGACCCACAUAACGGCACACGCCCCGCAGCAAUAACUCCUAAAUGAGGGUGUAGUAUAUAAAAAAAAAAAAAAAGUCAAUGGCCUUUGUUAGCUGACACGCCCCUUUCUCAGCCCAACCCGCAUGCUGUGGAUUGGACAAAAUAAAGCAGUAGUAGCAGCUUUUUGCUGAUUUUUAGAGCCUUUAUCUGCCAAAUGGAGAGAAGUAGUGACUGCCACAGAAAACCCGUGACAGCCAACGGCCCACCAAUUUAUGGGUUGGUGACACGCGAUUAAAAAUCGAAUAACACUCUCGACAUACAUACAUAUACCCGUACAAUCCAAAAACCAAAACCAAAUAAAUGCAACCCAGAACUGCAACAGUCGGCGUGUGAAAAACUCAGCGAGGGUUGUAGCUGUGGCGCCUGCGGAAGACUGUUGCGUGGGCGUUUGACUGUAACUGUAAUAACUGUAACUGCAGCACCUGCUGCCAUUCCAGCCCCAGCACCACCACCAUUAACCCAACAAUUUCUCCGCUCUUCGUUCUCCGUACUCCGUACUCCAAUUUAAAUUUUCAGUUCGAAGGAAUGAAGCCGGAACACCUUUUAACCCCAGACCCCCAGCUAACGCCAGUCCAGCCAUUGUUAUUAGUAUAGUGGUGUAGUAUAGUAUAGUAUAGUAUGAACCUCCUACACUAUACGAUCGCAUUCGCAUUUGCUUCACGCUCAUUUAAGUGCGGAUGGAUGGAUGGAUGGUGGCGAAAAGCGGGGCAGGAGAGGCUUAUUUACAUAUUUUCUAAAUGAAUGCCACUCUUUCUGUUGGUUUGUUAUUAUAUUUUGUAGGUACUACUAGUUGGCAAGCCAAAGAGAAGCGCAUUCAGUUGCAACGGUGGCCUGCAGAAGCUGCAGCUGUCGUCGGUGGCUGCUUUCCCUGCACUGGAUUUCCACUUCCUCCAAUCGGCAAUCAGGAACACAGGCCAGCUACGACAAGAAGCCGUCAAACGCCGCAACUAAUUGAUAUAAUAGUUAAAAUAACAAACUAACGAGAAAGAGGCUGCUGGAUACUAGCCGCUGGACGCUGGAUGGGGGGAAAUGGAAUGGUGGUCGGGAGAGCAACUAACUGGAGGAGUCGCCGCCUCGCCGCGUUGCUGGUGAAGUGCAAAACCUUUCCAAUUUGAAAAUAGUUUUCCUGCUAUGUGUGCUCGUUCCCACAAGCGGCUGCAUCACAACAGCAACAACAACAACAACUUGCAACCUGCAAAAGUUCGCAGCAUCAGAACAACAAGCGCGGGGCUUCCAGAACCAACAAAGACGUCGCGGAUGAGAAGGAGCUGCCACAAGAAGCGAUUGGGGAAAAAAAAGAGGGGGAGCCAAGAUGACAAUGCAGCGAUUAAAGCAAUUUAAUUCUUUCCGCUCUUUUCAGAGCUACUUCCAAAGAAACUUGUAAUUUCAUUUGUAAUCACAUUUAUUAAAUUAAACUAAAAAAUGUAUCAUGCAUUUUUGUUUUGUUUUUUCUGAUUUAAAGGGGGUUAAAAUUUUAAGGUUUGCUUCUGCUAUACAGACUGCGGAAAAGUACGAAUCUGAAAAUUAUAAAUAUUCUUUGUAAAUAGUCUAUUUUUUUAUUUAAAAAGAAAAGUUUUUCAAGAUCGUUUUUAAAUCUGCCUCUGUAAACCUUUACAGUGGCUUAGAGCUGGUACAUUCAAAAGAAGCCUUUUCACCACAGUCGAUAUACGAUUUUCGAUAACUUCACCAUGGUGAAAUACUCUCAGGUGUGGUAACACUUUUUAUUAUAACGACUUUUCAAAUAUCUAAUAUUAUUUAAAACUAUUAUUUAAUACACUUUUUAAGUGCAGUUUUAUGGUAUAUAAGCCCAAUUUAAUUGUAGUGCGUUCUCAACGAGUGAUAAUUAGCUCUGCCCACUUAUAAAUAUGAAUGAGCCGUUGCGUGGGCCCUCGAUUAGAGCGCCGAAAUUCACUCACAAUGCAAACAUUAAUUAAAUGCUAAGUGCGAGCUUCUUGUGCCCACGCUAGCUGCUAGCUUGGCCCACAACUGCAACCGGCUUGUUUAUUUUGGCCCCCAAACGCUUUUCCUUUCGCGCGCACUGAGUGGGCCAACUUAACGUAACCAGAAGGCGGUUACUAUAAAUUAACCGUGUGUGUGCAAUAGCCAGUCGACGGUGAUUAACUUUUGGCCAUAUAAUCUACAUGGAUGCGGGUAUAUUUUAUGGCCAUUGUUGGGCUUUUUGUUUCUUAUUUUGCACACACAGUUUCGCAGGUGGGAGAAACAGCUAAGUCACGUCGUGGUCAAGUUUAAAAGUGUAACAGUUUAAAAGACCCAAAAAUGGCCAUGAACUGCUUUUGGCUGUGACUUGGGGAUUCGAUUUGAGGGCUCCUAGGGCCCCGACCUUCGCCUUUAGAUGGUAAUAUGGAACUGUGGAACUGGGGGUCUGUAAUGUGGGUAAAUGACCAGCACCACCCAAGUGGCUACGAAAUUGUGCCACCAAUCGAACACCCACGAGCCACUUGCUACUUUAAUUGAUUCAUAUUUAUAGCAUACACUGAGAGAAAUUAUAACUUUUUGUUACUUAAUUAGGAGUUAUUAAAAUCUUAAAUUGUAAUAUUUAUUUAUUAUUUUUUCUCUGUGCAUUUGCACCAAAUCUUCCCAAGUGUCUGACUGGCCAUUGUUAUUAUUUGCCGCCUUAUACGCUGCUCUCACUGUUCGUUUUCGACUUCUGUUUGCUAUUAACACGAUUUUGAGCCAUUUAUACAGGUGUACUUGACGUCGCUACUGGCUAGUGGUUGUAGUUUCGGCCAACAAUCCAACUACCGCAUUUCCCCAACCAAGCCAGCUUCAAUUUUUGAUCGCCACUCGGGGCGAACGGAUCGGUUUGGUGGCUUACUGACGCUCGGUUGGAGUAACUCCCAGUGCCAAUUCAGUUCCUGGACACACAGCAACAAACAGCAAACAAACAAGAAAACAUGAUGCGGAUAAUUGUGCUAGUGGUGGCCAUGCAGCUUCAUUGCCAGACAACCGACGUUGCGGCAAAUGUCACGGUGAUCGACGACAUUAGGAAUGCCUUCAGAGGCAUCACCAACGACACCGAACUGGUUGAUCACAUAAUUCCGGAAAUGUACGGGGCCAGUAUGAGGAGAGCGAAUCCUUUGUUUGUCUUCAAGAUGCCCACCCAGUCGGAAGGUGGCUCCAAGUUCGAGCUUCUCACAAUGCAGCGAUCCGAUUUUGCGGAGCCAAUCUUUCCCAAUGUCACCGAGGGACCAGUUGCUCCGGAGACGAGUGUCAAGACCAGCCUAGUGGCUGCCACACCACAGAUCCAGUGGCAGCAACUCGGCUUGGAUGGAUGGGUGGGGGAGCUGAAGCCGCCAGCUCCCUGGUUGGAGGAGAGCCACAAGGACACUUACUCCGCCAUCAGCUGGCAGAACUCGUAUCCUCGGGAUGAGAUACUCCUUGACCUUAAGAACCAACACUUUGAUGGUCGAGUCACGGAUAUUCGGGUCCUGACCGCUACGAAUGGGAAACCCGCGGAGAUGGAAGACCUGAGGAAUGGCCAGAACGUGUACAUAGCCCGGGUGAACGAUCCCUUCGGCUACUCCAUGAAGUGGCGCUUCAGCAACGCCACCAGAAAUGGAACAGAUUCCCAGGCGGAAGGCGAUCGUGGGAAGAGGGAUGUGGCCCGGUUGUACUCGAUGAUCAAGUGUUCCACGGGCUGUGAUCCGCUUAUCUACAAGGGAUACGGCUGCUAUUGCGGCUUCGGGGGACACGGAGUGCCCGCCGAUGGCAUCGAUCGGUGCUGCCGCCUCCACGACAAGUGCUACGGCCAGAGCAACUGCAUCUCCUACCUGGAGUACUUCGUUCCCUACAUAUGGAAGUGCUAUCGGGGCAAGCCGUUGUGUGCCGUGGAUCAUGGCGAGUUCGGUGGACCUGAUUCCUGUGCGGCGCGACUCUGCCAGUGCGAUUUGCGACUCUCCAGGUGCCUGAAGAAGUACUACUGCCCCCACAGAAGAUCCGUAUGCCACUCCUCCAGAUCUCGACGCCUACAAAACCUCAUUUUCUUCGAUUGAUG
Molecule: messenger RNA, 7189 nt
Organism: Drosophila ananassae
Lineage: Eukaryota; Metazoa; Arthropoda; Insecta; Diptera; Drosophilidae
Exons: 3
Coding region: 6090-7187 (365 amino acids)
Biological process (GO): arachidonate secretion; lipid catabolic process; phospholipid metabolic process
Molecular function (GO): A2-type glycerophospholipase activity; calcium ion binding
Source: RefSeq, a predicted model, not a curated record